Molecule: messenger RNA, 1797 nt
Organism: Cololabis saira (Pacific saury)
Lineage: Eukaryota; Metazoa; Chordata; Actinopteri; Beloniformes; Belonidae
Product: gap junction delta-2 protein
Exons: 2
Coding region: 155-1273 (372 amino acids)
Biological process (GO): cell communication
Cellular component (GO): connexin complex
Source: RefSeq, a predicted model, not a curated record
GGUGAAUAUGUGUGGUCAGCCCAUUCUGUCCUUAUCCAACUCAAAAGACACAAUAACAUCCAGCAAUGGGCUCCACUUGAAAAUAAAGUUAUGUAGAUUGCUUUCUCUGAUAUUUUCCAGCACUGGGUAGAAAACACUCAGAUUCUCCAAAGAAAUGGGGGACUGGUCCAUUCUUGGUCGUUUCCUAACAGAGAUUCAAAACCAUUCGACAGUUAUUGGCAAGAUUUGGCUGACGAUGCUGCUCAUCUUCCGCAUCAUGCUUGUGGCCCUGGUGGGGGAUGCUGUCUACAGCGAUGAGCAGUCCAAAUUCACCUGUAACACCCUGCAGCCUGGGUGCAAUAACGUCUGCUACGACACGUUUGCUCCUGUCUCCCACUUACGCUUCUGGGUCUUCCAGAUUGUCCUCGUUUCCACGCCUUCUAUAUUCUACAUUGUCUACGUCUUGCAGAAAAUUACCAAGAACGAAAGGUUAGAGGUCAGGAAGGUUGACGUGCCUCCCAGGCCCUCAUCUUUUCAUCAAAGACAUAGACACUUAGGAACUGAUAAAGAGGCUGUCCUGGAAGCUGGAAGUCCUUAUGACGCAACUUUUCCCAAUGAAGACUGGAGCUCACAGGAAGAUGAGUACGAGGAGAGGAGUCAACUGGAGGCGGAAAUGAAAGAGGAAGGAGAGGACCCAACCGAACUGUCAAGUCAAGUUCUGCUCAUCUACAUCAUACACGUUCUGCUGCGCUCCAUCAUGGAGAUAAUCUUCCUCAUUGGGCAGUAUUACCUUUUUGGAUUUGAGGUCCCGCACCUGUUUCGCUGCGAUACGUACCCAUGUCCAAACAGAACGGACUGCUUUGUGUCUCGCGCAACAGAGAAGACCAUCUUUCUAAACUUCAUGUUCAGCGUCAGUCUGGGCUGCUUCAUCUUGAACAUUGUGGAACUGCACUAUUUAGGCUGGAUCUACAUUUUCAGAGUACUGUUCUCCGCAUGCUGCACGUGCUGCGAGUCCAACAGAGAACCCGUGCAGCAGGUGGAGUUAUAUUCCUACAGUAACCCACUGCUGCUUGAGCUCAAACACUCAUUACAUGGAAGAGUUGUCCUCCAAGCUGGAACAGCCAUGUCUGCCAACAGGAGCAGCAGCGUCCCCAACCAGGCCCCAGCCAUCUCCUUCGAAACGGACUCUACCCUGGAAUGCACUUCGAAACGAAAUUCAGAUGAAAAAGAUCACACCAAGACAAGACUGCACAAUAUAACCAAAGUAGGACGAAGCAAAAAGUCCUGGCUGUAAAUGACUUAUAACAAUUCACUUCUUUUUUUAAACAUAUAUAUUUCAAUAAUUCUUUUUUCAAACCCUUGACUGUAAUUGCUAAUCUAAAGAUUGACCCCCACUCCCCACCCCAAAUAGAACUGUUUAAAAAAAACAACUAUGUAGUUGGCAUUUAUUCAGAUUUGCAAUGUUUUAUACAUUUCAGAGGAUCUUUGUUUCAAACACCAGAUAAUCCCAAGUUUGUAAGUAUUUAGCAUCAAGUAAAAUACAAGGAAUAAUUUGGAGAACCUACAUGGCUUUUCAGGUGCAAUUUCAUAAAAUGUUGCUCUGUGGUUUUUGAAGUUCCCUCUGCAGUCAAAUUACACCGUUCACCCGCACACUCGGUGCUGUAGAACAACAGUCACAAAAGAAAAAAAAAACACACUAGAAAUUGGCAGCUGAAUGUAAAACUUAGCUUGCUUGUUAGACAGCAUCCAUAAUGAUCAUGCUUAAGUUUAAAAUAGAAUAUUAGUUAAAUUAUUACUGCGUAAUAUACAAAACAUUUU